CAAACUUCCAUCAAUAAAGAAAGGUUAUCCUCUACUUGGAACAACGUUCGAACCAAACCGUUGACAUGAAGUUUGGGUUGCUGGUGGUAUUGGCGGUGGCCGUUCUGGUGCCCAGCCUGUCCGAGGGCCGGAACGUCUCCAGAUGCGAGCUGAGAGAAAAGCUCGGGCAGGCGAUCACGCUGCCCCCACGUCUUCAAAAGUUCAAGCAACAAUACCUGGCAACAGUUAUCUGUGAGGUGAACAGCCGGUCCCGUCUCAACACCGGCCUGGUCAAGGUGUUCGGCAAACACACAACCACAACCACAGCCACGCCAACAACUACGGUCACAACACGACCGACUACCACCCAAACAACUACCACCCAACCAACAACCACCCAGAUGACUACCACCCAAACAACUACCACCCAACCAACAACCACUCAGAUGACUACCACCCAAACAACUACCACCCAACCAACAACCACCCAGAUGACUACCACCCAAACAACUACCAGCCAACCAACAACCACUCAGAUGACUACCACCCAAACAACUACCACCCAACCAACAACCACCCAGAUGACUACCACCCAAACAACUACCACCCAACCAACAACCACCCAGAUGACUACCACCCAAACAACUACCACCCAAAGAACUACCAAGCCAACAACUAUGGUCAAAACACAACGGACUACCACCCAAAGAACUACCAAGCCAAAAACUCCGGUCAAAACACAACGGACUACCACCCAAAGAAAUACCAAGCCAAAAACUCCGGUCAAAACACAACGGACUACCACCCAAAGAAGUACCAAGCCAACAACUAUGGUCAAAACACAACGGACUACCACCCAAAGAACUACCAAGCCAACAACUCCAGUCAAAACACGAUGGACUACCACCCAAACAACUACCACUGCUCCAACUACCACCAGACCAAUCCCAACAGGUGCCACAAAAUCAACCCUAGGCACAAAUGGAACCAGAGCUGGCAACAACAGAAGAAAGCGUGACGCAAGCAGCGAGGAACUGCUGAAUGAAGAUGAUGCUGAGGAAGGUGGGAAACGUAAGAAACGAUCCAGCAAGGAACAAUCCAGUGAGGAGACCAAGCAGUCGUCUCUCGGCCUUUACGGGAUCUUCCAGCUGUCUGAUGAGACCUUCUGUAAUUCUGGUUAUCACUCCUCCAAAAACAAGUGUAACACAACCUGCGAUGCCUUCACUGAUGACAACAUUAUGGACGACAUUGAUUGCUUAGUGAAGACUGAUCAGUGGAGGUUGUUUUUAAAUUCUGCCUCUCGCGAGUGCCAAUAUGUCAACAACAACUUUUUCGACAAAUGUUAAAAAGAAGCUGACAUGUUUUCCACCUGCUGCUGAAGCUCACACCAACAAUCAUUUCUUCUACCUUCAAUGUGACCUUUGAUCCUCAUGGUUUCAUCUCAAACAUUGUGGAGCAUUUUAUAAUUUCUUCAUUUUAAUUAACCAAUGAGAUUAUUUUGUUUCAGUUCCUUUGUGGGUGAAUUUGCCCCCAACUUCAAGUUGAACUGACAAAUGUAUUUUAGUCAUUUGAAUAGCUUUGAUGAUAUUGUUUUACCACUUUAAUCUACUUUAAAGUGAUUAUUUCAAGAUGAGAAAGACAAAAAAUAAAAAUAUUUUUUGCAUCUUCUGCUA
This is a messenger RNA of Perca fluviatilis (European perch), 1652 nucleotides long. RefSeq names its product salivary glue protein Sgs-3-like. The record is from RefSeq and is a predicted model, not a curated record. The coding region runs from base 66 to 1325 and encodes 419 amino acids. The transcript has 5 exons. NCBI's taxonomy places the organism in Eukaryota, Metazoa, Chordata, Actinopteri, Perciformes, Percidae.